AUGAAAAGCACGCGCACAAAACGUCAUAAUCCAUCCCAAGUUUCUGAUACAGUUUUUCAUCAAGCAGAACAACCAAGAAUUUUAGGUGGACUCCAAACAAAUACAUCUUGUAAUUUAAUAGGCUGGGGUGGUGCGAGAGUAAUUCCACCUUCUAAGUCUGUUAACAUUUAUGGACAGGAAUAUUGUAAAUCAGGAAAUCCUCAAGUCUUUUGCUCAGCAUCAUCAAACUCAUCAGUGUGUGAAGCGAAUUUAGCUUCUCCAGUUAUUUGUGGAUCAGAUGAUACUGUAAAUGGAUUUCUAAUAAGUGAAUCAGGCUGCGAAUCAAAGGAUGACAACAGAUUGUAUUAUCACUCAGUCAGUGACCAUGCCGAUUGGAUAAACAAAGUUUUAUCGUCAGAUUUCCCCAAGGAUUACCCAAACUCUGGAACAAAGUUUGAGCCAACAUUUUGUGAAGUGUUUCCGUAA
Molecule: messenger RNA, 465 nt
Organism: Clunio marinus
Lineage: Eukaryota; Metazoa; Arthropoda; Insecta; Diptera; Chironomidae
Source: the annotation of a GenBank genome assembly